CCCCAAAGAAUGUAUCAGACAUGCGGCGCAACCUUCUGGUGUAAGUCAUUGAGAUAACGAUCCCGUGACCAAUCACGUUACCCCCAACAUGCAAAUCCCCUCAUGACGUACAUACUGUCAAACCUCAACCAUAACCUAAACCUGCAUCAACAUAUUCACAAUGAAACCUCUUAUCGCCCUAACAGCUCUAUUCAGCCUAACAACCGCCUCACAGUCUCCUCUCCGCGACAAUCAAGCACCCCUGCCCAAACCUCCCAUCCCUCUAAAAGGCCAUCUCCCUCUAAUGUCCUCCAACCCGCCCUCCGUCCAACCCUCCGUCGCCCUCGGCGACAUCCUAGGCUCCAACCGCGGCCUAACAUCAUUCUCAUCGUUCGCGCGCAUGCAGCCCUCCACAGAUACAAGACUCAGCGAUCUAUCGACGAAUACCACUGUUCUUGCGCCGCUGAACUCAGCUGUUGAUGCGCUACCGCGCAAACCGUGGGAACAACCCGCUGAUUAUAAUAAUUUUGGUGCUGAUGCGUAUGAGGGUGAUGGAGGGCAGGAUAGGGCGAGGGAGAAUAUGAAACGGUUUGUGGAGGCGCAUCUUGUGCCUGUUAGUCCGUGGGAGAAGGGGGAGAAGAGUAAGACGCUCGGGGGGAAGGAGGUUUGGUGGGACGUUAAGGAGGGACGGAGGGUUAUUAUGCCUGAUGAGGUGGAGGUUGAGAGAGUGGCUAGUCAGGUUGGGAAUGGAGAACUGUGGAUUCUGAAAGGAGUUUUGAACUACGCUUAGACAGACAGCGUCUGAUGGGUACAGAUACACGAAUAACGAUAGAUUAAUGAUUAGGCAUGUUUGGAUAUAGCUAGAUGUUUGCGUAAGAGGUCGGGAUACUUUCGCUACAGGUAGUGGCACGCAGGAUAAUACACGAGGUUCAAAGACAUCACCAUGCAUCAGUCUGCUAUUCAUCCAGUAUAUUGAUUAGGUCAACAUGUUCGUCGCCGGUAUCAUCUAUCCGAACUCCCAGAAACGACACCCUCCGAAACAGACAUAAAUUACAACAAGAACUAUACCUCCAGAACAAACUCCCUCCACUUUUUAGUCAUGCAGGCUAUUCUGCACAGUUCGCUCCCCCAGACUCUGCAAGUUACCCCUCCCUAUACUCAAGGGGCUCACGAGCCAGGCAUAAUAUUCAAGAUGAAAGGAAUACAGGCAAAAGCUGCCUCAAAACAAGAGACUGUAAGGCCGUAAACAAGACACUGGCCGGUACUGAUGACGUUCUAUGACUGGCAUGCAGAGGCCAGCCUAUGAUGCCCUGUCGAUUGAAGCGUAUAGCAAAAAGAACUUUUUUAUGAGAACACUUUUCGACGAGCAUUACUCGUCCACCUUCAACCGCUUUGGUUCUGACUCCUCCGCAGUAUCGCUCUGCGUUGUGGCUCCUGGCUCAGGAGUCUUUCGUUUCGUUGCAGUAGAAUUGCUUGGAGCUACAUUCAAGUUUUGACCUGAGCUCCCAUUGGCAUUAGGCAGAGGAUCUCUGUCCUUGAAAGCGUUUGAGUUUGCAUUUGGUGUCGUAUUCAGGUCAUCUCUGAGGAAACUAGGGCCUGAACCGACAACUGGCGUUGCAAAGUUCAGCGGACUUGGUAGUGUGUUACUGUCACCUCCCCGGAAGUUCCAAUCGGGAUAGAAGCUACUUGGGCUCGGAAGGAGUUCAUUUGUCAAGAAACGUGAUGGCAAGGCAGAGACAGGAGUAUCACCAUUCAUAUUCUGCUGAGGAGGCGGCCGGGCAAAAGGAUUUGGCGGACCAGUAGCACCUGCGGACAAUAUUGCUGACGCAGACGGAGAGGGAGGAGGAAGCACAAGUGAUGACUGAGAGUUGUGGCGCUGGGGCGCCUGCGUUGUAGUUUCUGUGGCAACCCGCGGCGAGUUUGACUCUGCCGUUCGUGCGCUACCGCCGCCUUCAGAUCCGCCAUCCGGAAUCUGCACCGUUAAGCGAGGGCCACGAGGUCGAGCUCCUCCGGGACCGCCGGCCUUUGCACUGUUAGAACGCGAAGGCGGAGUCAAAGUGGUUUCUGGUAUUGACGACAGCGAUACCGUUCGAGACUUUUCAUCGGUCUGAGUACUGGCACGCUGUGGCAAAUGGGGUGAUGAUUUGGGCCCAUCCGCGGCCCGGUUCAGUGCAGCCACAUCAACUGAUUGUGAACGGUUGGCGGCGUUUGCAGCAUUAGCAGCGGCAGCGGCAGCAGCAGACUCUGAUUUGUUCGACUCGGAAGUAAAAGAUGCCAGAUGCUGGGACAAAAUAGACCGGUUCUCUUCGAUGGGAGUGAAGAUACUGUGAGAUUUUCUUUGAGGUAGCUUCUUAAUGGCACUGUCCGUGUUCAGUAAUGGCGGCUGAGGGCGUUCUUGUGGUUCCGUCUUGGGUUCCACGGGAGGCGGUGGCGGAGGAUCAUGAAGUCGACGUUCAGGCUGGGGCGGCGGAGGUGACAUUUGUGACAUGUUUGGAGGAAGCUGUUGUUGAGGUGGUUGAGGCGAUGGCGUUGGACGAACAGGAGCUUGGAUUGGUUGUGACGGCGGUUGCGAAGUGUAAGCGGGAGGCAUCGGAGAGGGCAUCGGGGACCUGCGGUCAUCCAUGUACGGUCCUGGUUGCUGCAUGUGGCUAGGCUGUUGAUGAUAAGCAUAUUGAGAAUGAGGACCAUGUUGAGGUAUUAGACCGGGAGGAUGAGGCGAGUUGUAGAUAGGCGGGUUGGGCAUGUAAUUCAUUCCGGGAUGCGGAGGGCCGGCCGGAGGUGGAGGCUGGACCAUGCCGGGACCCAUGCGGCGCAUAUCCGUUCGAGAUGCCGGUCGUGAGCCGAUCGAUGGUUGCGGAGUAUGUUGUCGCUG
Molecule: messenger RNA, 2851 nt
Organism: Fusarium odoratissimum NRRL 54006
Lineage: Eukaryota; Fungi; Ascomycota; Sordariomycetes; Hypocreales; Nectriaceae
Exons: 2
Coding region: 161-769 (202 amino acids)
Source: RefSeq, a predicted model, not a curated record